This is a messenger RNA of Melospiza georgiana, 821 nucleotides long. It is a transcript of the gene TRIAP1, whose product is annotated as TP53 regulated inhibitor of apoptosis 1. The record is from RefSeq and is a predicted model, not a curated record. NCBI's taxonomy places the organism in Eukaryota, Metazoa, Chordata, Aves, Passeriformes, Passerellidae. Bases 41 to 271 code for a protein of 76 amino acids. The transcript is spliced from 2 exons.
CGGCCCGGCCCGGCCCGGCCCGUCCGGCGCGGCCGCCGCGAUGAACAGCGUGGGCGAGGCGUGCACCGAGCUGAAGCGCGAGUACGACCAGUGCUUCAACCGCUGGUUCGCAGAGAAGUUCCUCAAGGGCGACAGCGCCGGCGACCCCUGCGGGCAGCUCUUCAAGCGCUACCAGCUCUGCGUGCAGAAAGCAAUCAAAGAAAAGGACAUACCCAUUGAGGGCCUGGAGUUCAUGGGCCCAAGUAAAGGAAAAACUGAGAACUCCUCCUGAUGUUGCCAGUAUGGGUGGAGUCACUAACAGCAGCCUUUGGACUGAGCACCAGCGCCAGGUGUGCCACAGGUGCCACCAGAAGACCUUUGUUAACUGCUUUUUAGGAAGUGACAGAUGUUCUCUGCUUGUGAAAACAAACAGCUAAAAGAAAAAAAAAAAAAAAAAAAAAAAAAAAAAAAAACCAAAAGAAAAUGGAUAAUGUGGUAACUGCUGCCUCCUUGCCAGUGAAACUUGGUGGUGGUUCAGCAUCUGACAGCUUAAAAAUUCAUGUGAGCUUCCUACUGAAUGUACUCUGCAGUGGGGAAUGCUGGUUGGAGUGGGCUGGGAUGGGUUCUCUGUGACUGAUUUCUUUUGCUUAUUUAUAUAACACUUCAAAGUGUUUAAAAAGAAUAUGAAGGGGGUUGAUGUACUUGCUAUCAUCUCUAUGCUGUUGAAUUUUGGUGAUGAAAUUAGUUUCAUGUAAUCCUGAAGGGCUUAAGCACUGUUUUGUGUCAGCUGCAGAGAUGGUUUAAGAGCACUAGUGGACCUGCAACAGCUUGGCUAAAAUAAA